GAUUUUUAGAAAAGGUGGCGUAAUAAAAACGCUGCUAUCUUUCUUUUUCUGAAUUGGCUUAACAUUGUGUAAGAAAACGAAUACAACUGUCUACAGAACAGCUUGAAAAAUAUGGAGUAAGAACAACAGAAUACGAUAUACUAGUAGCUGUCCUUGUCUUUCAACGUAAUGGUAUCUAUCUAUCGACCCCUUUUGGAGGAAUGUAUUGGAGGAACCGAUCUUCUAUCAGAUCUUGGUGAAAUCAUAGGAAAGGAUGGUAAACUUCAAGUUCGAAAAACUGGGAAAGAGCAAGGGUCAAAACACUCAAUGCACAUUCUUCUGGAUCUGAUGGACGCUUGUCAACACAAAGAAAAGUGGUCAUUUUUCUACAAAGCCUUAGAGAAAAAUGAUUUUGAGCACGUGAUCGCUGCGCUAAAAGAAGAAAACAUUCCAGAAACUGUUCGAAGGCCAUACUGCGAAGUAUUACUUAAACCGGAAAAUGUAUAUUUCCAAGUUUUUCUCAAUCAAGAGAAGAUGAAACUAUUGACUGAUGGAAAACUGAUUUCAUGUGAAGACAGUAAAAACAUCUUAUCUGAGAAGGAUAUGACAGGAAGUGACUCAGCAGCCAUUUUGGUUCUCCUAGAUCGGCUAUGGAGAAGGAAUGCUUCGUGGAUAAGUAUAUUGGCCAGUAUAUUCCAGGAUCUAGGAGUGGAAGAUCUAUCUAACAAACUCAGUAUGUAUAUCAAUGAUGAAACAGAACCCAAAGAACUCCAAGUCUCAAAUCCGAAUCAAUGGGAUCUGAAAUCAAAAAAUGGUCGGGAGGAGCAAGUUGAGAAUCGUAAGGUAAAGGAAAAUCAAGAGGAGACAUACCCUAAGACAGCUUUCAAUACCAAACAAGGAGUGUCAUGUACAGCCAAAGUGGAAGAGAUGGUAGACAGUGAAAACGAACCGUUAUGUUUGGCAGAUACUUCCAGAUUAAAUUUGCCUAGUCUAGAGACGCCUUUGUACGAACGACAGUCAUAUAAUUUGGCAGAUGCUUCUGGAUUAAAUUGGCAGAGCAUAGAAACAACCCUGGAGGAAUCUCCAGUGCUAUUAUCAAGCAAUACCGACAGAGUAAACGUGGCGGUGGAUGAGGGAAAUAAUAGCAAAAAGAAAGAGAAUAUGGGGACUGAAAGAACAAUCAAUGAGUGCGGAAACGAAGGGGUGACAUCUGAUCAAGUACAGAGUGUCUUGAACUAUCUGGAUGCCACAGUUGAGCGCUCUGCACGCAGAAACGAUUCAGAACCUUACAAUGACAGUUUAUCAGAAAACGAUGAAGAUUUGAAGAAGUCAAAGCAAGAGAAAGAUGUAGAGGAAGCUACGGAGAAAGAAGUCUAUCCUACACUAGCAUUGAGGGAAUAUCAACAGGAACUGGCAGAAUUGGCAAUCGAUGGCAUUAAUACAAUCAUUUGUGCUGAAACGGGGACUGGUAAAACAUACGUCGCUCUAUAUAUAACUCAAGAACAUCUUGCCAGCAAACCUGAUGCAUGUGUUGUUUUCCUUGCUAGGACCAAUGCCCUUGUUGAGCAGCAGUACGAAAUAUUUGAAAAAUAUUUAUAUAAAUAUAAAGUUUAUCAUCUUAAAACUGAAAGGACAGCAGCGCUGGGCAGGAAAUUGGAAACUGCCAAGAAAACGCACCAGGUGAUAUUUAUGACGCCACAGAUUCUUCUAAACAACAUCAAUAGUAAACAGAUCUCUCUCCAGGAAAUUUCACUGCUGAUCCUGGACGAGUGUCACCACACAAGGAAGAGAGAGCCAUACAAUAAUGUUCUAAAGCAGUAUAUAACGCUCAAACGAGAGGGAAAAGACAAGCAGCUACCACAGGUUUUGGGACUAACUGCAACCAUUGGGGUUGGUAAAUCCAGCACAGAAGAUGGGGCAGUGACACAUAUACUUAGUGUGUGUGCAAGUCUAGAUGUGUUUGAAAUAUCGAAGGUCAGAAAGAAAAUAAAGGAGUUGGAGAGUCAUGUUGCCGUUCCAAAAAGAGAGACUUUGAAACUUAUGGAAAAGGAAAAAGACUUGCCAAAACAGAUCAUUCUGGAUAAAAUUGAGUCAAUUGAGCAGUAUGUAGGCAAAACAGAAGUGGUAAAUCAGCCAAAACUCAAGAAACAAUGGGACAGAAAACCAAAGAAAAAAGAUGGCAAACAGUAUCAGAAAUGGACAAUCCACUUCAGAAACAGAGUGAUAUGUAAACUAAAGAGUGAUCCAAAGCUCCUUAGAAAGCUACACGUAGCCCUUACUCAUCUGUCGGCUUAUAACGAAGCCCUAGGCGUUAAUUAUUUGAUGAACAGCGCACAUGUUGCUGACUAUUUGAGGCGAAGGUUUGAAGAUGACAAAAAUCAGCAUCAAAUUCCGUUAAUGGAACAUCAUAAUCUGAAUGAAGAGGAAGUAGAAACACGGUUUUUACGGUAUAAUGAAGAAGUGUGUCAGGAGCUCCAGGCACUGAGUGAAAUGAUCAACCCUCAUCUCAAGAUGUUAAGGAACCACUUGGUCGAUCUUAACUCUGACCUUGGUGAGAGUGUUAGAGGAAUGAUCUUUGUAGAGACUAGAGCAACGGCUUUUGCACUAUCACAGUACAUAUCAGAAGAGCUAGCAAUGAUAGGGUACAGAGCUGCGCCAUUUACUGGCAGUAAAUCUAGUGACACUAGCGAAGGAAUGCAGGAUGAAGAGAAAGCAAACACCUUAAAGAACUACAGAGAAGGAAAAAUAAAUUUAUUAGUAGCUACGUCUGUUGGAAGUGAGGGAAUUGAUGUCCCGGACUGUAACUUCAUCAUAACAUAUAAUUACACGGGGAACGAGGCAGAUAUAAUGCAAAUGAGUGGCCGUGCUAGAAAACAUGGUUCCAUGGUAACGCAUAUAUCCGACCAGACAAUCCAGCGCCGUGAGGAAACAAGUCUACAGAAAGCCCUUUUGAUGGCACGUGCUUUUGACCGUCUGGAGGAUAUGAAAACAGAAGAUCGACACAGAAAGAUUCUGGAACAACAGCUUAAAAUCAAGAGUGCAGAGAUUGGGGCUUUCUUUUUAGAGAACACUGUCGAAAAAAUAAAUAAUUCCUUUGCCAUGAUUUGUUGGGUAUGUCAGAAGUUUGCUGUGAUGAGCCAUGAUAUCAGGAUCUUCACAGGGCAGCACAGGGUUGUAAUAGACCAAAACUUUGAAGAUCGCUGUACAUUUGAAGAAACAGACGAGAUAUCCAGAUUCAAAAAGAGAAUCAUUCGUUGCAAAGAAUGCAAAACAAAAUGGGGUACAACUUUUGGAGUGGAUGGAUUUGAAGUACCUGUUUUGAAGGUGAAGGCCUUUUUGUUUGUACCAGGAUAUACCGAAGGAAAUAUGUCCGACUGGAAGGAACGAAGAAGAUUCAAGAAGUGGGGAAAAGUUGAAUUUUUCAUUGAGGAGAUUGACAAGUCACGACUAAUUGCAGUUCUUACUGAAAUAAAGAAGACGGUAUCAAAUCCACUUGAAGCUUAGAGAAAAACUAUGAAUAUUAAGGAUGAUGAAUGCAUGCCUUCUAAAUCGUAUCGAUAACGAAAAUAAUGGUCUUUAUAUAGUGUUGUACAUUGUCAGUUAUAAUAUCAAUUCAAUUUUUGAACAUUAUCACUCGUGUCGAAUAGUCUAUUCAAUUUUUAAACAUUGACGCUAGUGUCGAAUAGUCAGUUGCUUUGCUAAAUGUUUCAAUCCAAUAAUUAAAUUCGAGACCUUAUUCACAAGGCCAUCCACAGCUACAUAAACCUUACGGAUACCCUAAAGGAUGUGAUAAUAUAAUUUAAACAUUAUUCCUAAACGUUUCCGGUAACGUUCACUUAACGUGUGCGGUGUUAACGGAUUCGUUAAGACAAAUUCUAUAUAUCUGCAACUUUCAUUGGUAGAAAAAAAAUAGAUUGUGUGUGUCA
Saccostrea cuccullata (small rock oyster) is the source of this 3905-nucleotide messenger RNA. Its product is annotated as antiviral innate immune response receptor RIG-I-like. Gene Ontology annotation, cellular component: cytoplasm. Gene Ontology annotation, molecular function: nucleic acid binding; ATP binding. The record is from RefSeq and is a predicted model, not a curated record. NCBI's taxonomy places the organism in Eukaryota, Metazoa, Mollusca, Bivalvia, Ostreida, Ostreidae.